Paraglomus brasilianum is the source of this 783-nucleotide messenger RNA. The record is from the annotation of a GenBank genome assembly. NCBI's taxonomy places the organism in Eukaryota, Fungi, Glomeromycota, Glomeromycetes, Paraglomerales, Paraglomeraceae.
AUGGUUUCAAGCUUUCCAGGAUUAGAAAAAGAAAUCUGGGAUAUAGUGAAUGAGUUUGGUGGUGCAGUAUUUCCAAAACUUAACUGGAGCUCCCCAAAGGAUGCGACCUGGAUCUCAACGACCAAUACACUAAAGUGUAAUUCUCCAUCCGACAUUUUUCUUCUAUUAAAGUCGUCAGACUUUAUCGCACAUGAUCUUGAUCAUGCUUUCGAAGAGUGUUAUUAUGAGAGUGAGGACGUUUCUAGGAAACUACCUUCUGACGAAUUUGAAUUAGUACUCCGGAAAUGGUACGAUGUGGCUCCGUCAAUGGAGUUUAGAUGUUUCGUAAAGGAUAAUGAGAUUGUUGGCAUUUCACAGAGGGAUGUUAAUUUUUAUGCCUUUUUGCAAGAGAUUGAAGACGAAUUGGAAACAAGCAUCAUCAACUUUUUCGAAUCCAAGAUUAAAGAAAGAUUUCCUGAUAGUGAUUAUGUAAUUGAUGUGUACAUAACCAGGAAUAGGGAACGUGUGUGGUUGAUAGACUUUAAUCCAUUUGGCCCAAUGACAGAUUCUCUGCUCUAUAGUUGGGAAGAGAUCUUAACUCGUCCCUCAUCUCCUAAGCUCCGUCUCGUUAUUAGCCAAGCAGAAGCGAGUCAGUCACAAAAUGUGGCCUAUUCUGUCAACAGAUAUCCACGCGAAAUGUUUGAUUUCUCACAGGGACAGACAGUUGCUGAGUUUGCUGAAAGCUUCCAAAAUGCGCUGGCUGUUUCUGGAAGAGGUAACGAUGAAGAAAGUGAAAAUGAAUGA